Molecule: messenger RNA, 498 nt
Organism: Lachancea fermentati
Lineage: Eukaryota; Fungi; Ascomycota; Saccharomycetes; Saccharomycetales; Saccharomycetaceae
Source: the annotation of a GenBank genome assembly
AUGUCAAAGACAGCACAAAAGCGACUCCUCAAAGAGCUUCAGCAGUUGGUUAAAGACAGUCCGGAGGGUAUUGUUGCUGGUCCGAAAUCUGAAAACAACUUAUUUGUUUGGGACUGUCUGAUCAGCGGCCCACCAGAUUCUCCUUACGAAGGCGGGGUAUUCAACGCUACACUAGAAUUUCCAAGGGACUACCCUCUAUCACCACCCAAGCUUACAUUUACACCAAGUAUUUUACAUCCAAAUAUCUAUCCAAAUGGAGAAGUUUGUAUCUCAAUCCUUCAUUCUCCGGGCGAAGAUCCAAGCAUGUAUGAGCUUGCUGAAGAAAGAUGGUCGCCAGUCCAAAGCGUAGAGAAAAUUCUACUAAGUGUUAUGAGUAUGUUAAGCGAGCCAAAUGUCGAAUCUGGGGCAAAUAUAGAUGCAUGCAUUCUAUGGCGAGACAACCGACCUGAAUUCGAGAAACAAGUGAAGGUUGCAAUCCUUAAAUCGUUAGGAUUUUGA